AUGGAAAAUUCACAUGUGCUUGAAAACUUCACAACAAAAGAAAGAAGUACAAACUUCUCAAAAGCAGAAGUUGAUAAACUACAAUCACUUGUAGGAAAAUAUAAACAUAUACUCUUAUGUAAAAAAACUGAUGGGACCAGCUCUAAACAAAAAGAGAACGUUUGGAAUAAUAUUUCCAAAGAAUUUAAUGCAGUUGGUGAAACACCGCGCAGUGUAAAACAAUUAAAAUAUAAAUUUGAUAACUUAAAAAGGGCAAUUAAAAAGGAAGCUAGCAGCAAGCGUCAGAGUAUGUUAAAAACUGGUGGUGGCCGCCUGACCCCCUCAUUACCCCCUUCACAAGAUGAUGAAGAAACUACUGAUUGGUUAAAGUCAAUUAUGUCAACAUCUAUUGAUGGAAAUGAUGCUAUUUAUGAUGAUGAUGUAAUCAAGCCCCAUGAAGACGAAAAUAUCAAACUGGAUAUUAUAACAAUUAAAAAUUCUAAUACUCCCAUUGCAAAGGUUGCUGAAAGUAAGACAGCAGAACCAGCUGGAAUUGACGCAGAAAUUGUUUUUGACACCAGCACACCCCAUUCAUCAUUGAAGAGACCAAUGUCUUCACCGCUAAAAUGCAGGGCAAAAAGGAGGAGGGAAGUAGUAAGCUGCAACUUAAUUAAAAAAGCUCUACAAGAAAAAAAAUUGAAUGUUUUAGACGAGCUACAUGACAUGGAGCUCCAAAAAAUAAAACAGACUAUUGAGCAACAAAAAGAAUUACAUGAGCAAAAACUUAGACAUAAUGAAGAAAAACAUAAGUUAGAAAUAAUUAAAUUACAGUUAGAGAUAGAUUUACUAAAUAAUAAAUAAUUCAAAUUAA
Melitaea cinxia (Glanville fritillary) is the source of this 850-nucleotide messenger RNA. Its product is annotated as myb/SANT-like DNA-binding domain-containing protein 3. NCBI's taxonomy places the organism in Eukaryota, Metazoa, Arthropoda, Insecta, Lepidoptera, Nymphalidae. The transcript is spliced from 6 exons. The record is from RefSeq and is a predicted model, not a curated record. Bases 1 to 840 code for a protein of 279 amino acids. Gene Ontology annotation, cellular component: nucleus.